Molecule: messenger RNA, 2970 nt
Organism: Juglans regia (Persian walnut)
Lineage: Eukaryota; Viridiplantae; Streptophyta; Magnoliopsida; Fagales; Juglandaceae
Product: protein EIN4
Exons: 3
Coding region: 353-2617 (754 amino acids)
Biological process (GO): response to ethylene; phosphorelay signal transduction system
Cellular component (GO): endoplasmic reticulum membrane; endoplasmic reticulum
Molecular function (GO): ethylene binding; protein binding; phosphorelay sensor kinase activity
Source: RefSeq, a predicted model, not a curated record
CUCCUUAGACCUUGUUGCUCUGUCUCUCUCUCCCCCCCGGCUGCAAAUACUUCUUUGGAAGCUGCAAAGUGAGAGAGACAUGCAAGGAGAGAGACAUGGGUUGGAUAGAUGAUGUAUGAAAAAUCUCUCUAUUUGGUUUUUCUUCAAUGGAAGUACAAGGAAAUAUCUGACUUAACCAGAUGAGCUUCGGUGAUACGGGUUGUGCGAGUGUUUCCUCGAGGAGUUCUGCUAUAGGAGAUCACAAUUCAGAAUUGGGGUUCGAGGGCUUUAGUUGAAUGCAUGAUAUUGCAGUUGGAUUACGGGAAUGAGAACUGGUGGAAAAUUUGAUUGAAGAAGCAACGACUUGGCUGCAAUGUUAAGAGCAUUAGCUUUUGGAUCGGUGAUUGCUUAUCUUGUUCUAUCUGUUGUUGCGAUCGAUAAUGACCUUACUAAUUGUAACUGUGACGAUGAGGGCUUUUGGGGCAUUCAGAGCAUUUUAGAAUGCCAGAAAGUGAGUGAUUUCUUGAUUGCAGUUGCAUAUUUUUCGAUCCCUGUUGAGCUCCUUUACUUUGUUAGCUGCUCGAACGUCCCUUUCAAAUGGGUACUUCUUCAGUUUAUCGCCUUUAUAGUCCUUUGUGGAUUGACUCAUUUGCUCAAUGGAUGGACUUAUUAUCGCCAACACUCAUUCCAGUUGAUGCUGUCCCUCACCAUUGCCAAAUUCCUCACAGCUUUGGUUUCAUGUGCAACUGCAAUUACUCUGUUGACUCUGAUCCCUCUUCUUCUCAAAGUCAAAGUGAGAGAGCUAUUCUUGAGGCAAAAUGUAUUGGAGUUAGAUCAAGAGGUUGGGAUGAUGAAGAAACAGACGGACGCAAGUUGGCAUGUACGAAUGCUGACCAGAAAAAUCCGAAAGUCGCUUGAUAAGCAUACCAUACUAUAUACCACACUGGUCGAGCUUUCCAAGACUUUGGAUUUGCAGAAUUGUGCGGUUUGGAUGCCAAAUGAGAGCAGAACAGAGAUGAACCUGACCCAUGAAUUGAAAACAAGUUCUUCAAAGAAUUACCACCGUUCUCUCCCAAUUAAUGACCCAGAUGUCUUAGAGAUAAGAGGGAGCAAGGGAGUGAGGAUUCUGAGGCCUGAGUCAGCACUAGGGGCUGCAAGCAGUGGUGGAUCUUCUGAGUCAGGUGCUGUGGCUGCAAUUCGGAUGCCAAUGCUUCGAGUUUCAAAUUUCAAAGGGGGGACACCAGAGCUGGUUGACACUUGCUAUGCUAUAUUGGUUUUGGUUUUUCCUGCUGCAAACUCUAGAGUUUGGAAUUAUCAUGAAAUGCAGAUAGUGGAUGUUGUUGCUGACCAGGUGGCUGUGGCUCUGUCUCAUGCUGCAGUUCUUGAAGAGUCUCAUCUAAUGAGAGAGCAGCUGGGUGAGAAAAAUCGGGCAUUACAACAAGCUAAGAAGAAUGCAAUGAUGGCAAGUCAGGCAAGAAACUCCUUUCAGAAGGUGAUGAGUCAUGGAAUGAGGAGGCCAAUGCAUUCAAUUUUAGGCCUGCUCUCAAUGUUUCCAGAGGAGAAUAUGAGCUUCGAACAGAGGAUUAUCGUUGACACAAUGAUGAAAAUUGGCCAUGUUCUCUCGACUUUGAUAAAUGACGUGAUGGAGAUUUCAACAAAGGAUAAUGGAAGGUUCCAAUUAGAGAUGCGGCCUUUUGGGCUACAUUCCAUGAUCAAGGAAGCUUCUUGUCUUGCCAAGUGCUUGUGUGUAUAUAAAGGCUUUAGUUUUGAUUUUAAUGUUCAGAUCUCUUUGCCUGAUCAGGUGAUAGGUGAUGAGAGAAGGGCCUUUCAAGUGAUUUUGCACAUGGUUGGGUAUCUAUUGAAUGUCUAUAAUGGACAGGGAACUGUCAUAUUUCGGGUUUCUCGGGAGAGUGGUAUUGAUGGGAAGGAUGAUAAACCAUUGGGAGUGUGGAGAUCAAGCAUGCCAGAUGAGCAUUACAUAAAGUUUGACAUUAGGAUAAGUGAGCAAAGCUCCCAGUCAGAUGGAUCAAUCUCAGGAGUAAAUCAUGCUAGUAGGAGGCACACCAGCAAUGAAGUUAAGGAGGGCCUGAGCUUCAGCAUCUGUAAAAAGCUCGUGCAGAUGAUGCAAGGUAACAUAUGGAUAUCUCCGAAUGUGAUGGGUGUUGCACAAAGUAUGACACUUGUCCUCAGGUUCCAUACCCGACCAUCGUUUGGAAGAGCUAUAUUUGCCCAGGGACGUUCCGCUGAGCCGGUGUCCAACUCACAGUUCAGAGGCCUUCGGGUUAUAAUAGCUGAUGAAGAUGGUGUAAAUAGGAUCGUUACCAAGAAGUUGCUUGAGAAGCUAGGUUGUCAAGUAACUUCUGUUUCAUCUGGGUUCGAAUGUCUGAGUGCUCUUAGCGCUGCAGAAAAAUCAUUCCGAGUUGUUCUUUUGGAUCUUCAUAUGCCUGAAAUGGAUGGUUUUGAAGUGGCACUAAGAAUACGGAAACUCCGCAGCCAGAAUUGGCCUUCAAUUAUAGCCUUAACGGCUAGUGCCGAGGAAGAUGUGAUGGAGAGAUGUAUACGGGUGGGAAUGAGUGGAGUGAUCCGGAAACCUAUUCUCUUGCAAGGAAUGGCAGAUGAGCUUCGAAGAGUCCUGUAACAGCCUGUGAUGGAUUGUGAAGAAGUCCUUGCUUUUGUUACUUACCAUUAGAGGGCUCCGAGAUCACGUCAUUGAGAUUCCGCUUAGAGAAGUUAAACUUAAUAUUUACUGAAUAUCAUACAAAAUGUAGUAGCUGCUAUUUCUUGCUAACCAAUUCCACGAUAGAGCUUUUACUUUUCUGGGAACUUGCACAGGUCCAUAUAUCUGAUAUUGGAAAGGAACUGUAGUAUGUCGUAUUCUAUAAUCAAAGGUGUAUCAAAUCUACUCUUCCUUUCAAGUCUGUUUCACCUUUAGCUUUUGAAGAACUCUCAUUCUAGCCAUUUUCUAUUUGAUUUCUAACUUAGUUGAAGGCA